Mercenaria mercenaria is the source of this 17054-nucleotide messenger RNA. Its product is annotated as protein piccolo-like. NCBI's taxonomy places the organism in Eukaryota, Metazoa, Mollusca, Bivalvia, Venerida, Veneridae. The transcript is spliced from 22 exons. Gene Ontology annotation, cellular component: cytoplasm. The record is from RefSeq and is a predicted model, not a curated record. Bases 150 to 5186 code for a protein of 1678 amino acids. Gene Ontology annotation, molecular function: guanyl-nucleotide exchange factor activity; metal ion binding.
CCUAUAUAACCAUAACCUGUUGCUUGGAAAUUGGCUAAAGAAAAGCUGGAUGGAAUAUAAGUGUGUUUAUAUUAUCUGUGAAUGUAUUAUAGGGUUGUGCUGGGAAUAACUGAAUGUAAACAGUAUCUCACAUUCAGCUGGAUCUCAUUAUGUUUUAUGUUUUGAGCACAGACACACAGAUGCAUCCUAAUGUGGCUUCAAAACCAAAACCACCCCCACAGUCCAUGAAGCCAAAACCAUCCUUGCCGAAGAAGCCAGCUGUAGCAACAAAACCUUCAAGUCAUGUUCUGGAAAAAAGUCUUUCACAAAAUGGGCAAGAUUCUCCAGCACCAUUGUCCGUACACAGCCAGAAACCUGCUGUCCCAGAGAAAGUUGCACGAGCAGAUCAGUCUUCUCCUACACCAUCAUCACAUUCACAAAAAAUAGUCGCUACUCGACCCAAAGAACCACCCCCACCAUUACCUAAAACAGCUCCUAAGGGAUCAGUGAUACAUAAAACUCCACCCUCUAUACAUAAGACUCCUCCUCCAGUACGCAAAACUCCACCUCCUUUACCCAAAACCACCCCAAAGGUGUCAAUUAAACAGAAAGAGAAUUCAACAGACUUAAAUGCAAAGCAUGAUGAAUCAAGCAUAUCAAAUGCUGGAACAUGUUCUCUGCCAGUUAAACAAAAAAGUGAUACUCAAAAUAAUUGUGAUGAUUCUAAAACAGUUCCUGAGAAUAAAUCAGAAAAAGACCAGGAAGAUUUUACUUUUAAUAAUUUGAAGUCUAAGUUUGUUUCCUCAAGUGAAAAUACUGCAAAAGUUGUACCAAAAGUUGCAACAAAACCAAAACCAAAGCCAAAAGAAAAACCUAACUUGGCAAAAAGUUUUGACAAUUCUGGUGCUGAUAAAACUAGUAAAGAAACAAAAUCUGGGAAUACUAAAUCUAAAUGGUUCAUUAGUGAAGAUAAUCCUGAAAAGGAUAACAGUUCAAAACACACUUUUGAAAAUGAUGAAAGUAAGUCUGCUAUACAGUUUUUAAGAGGCAAUCAAAGCAUUUCAGAAUCCACAGUGUGGUUUAACAAACCAGAGGAAUCACCCAAACACUCCCCAAAACAUUCCCCUGCUGUACCUCGUAAACCUCCACCUAGAGUCCCACCAAAAGCAGAUUUAUCCCAUUCUGUGGAAGAUAUAAGCAAUUUAAACAGAGACAAUUUCAGUUCAUCCAGUGAAAAUAGUCCAGUAAAACAGUCUGACAAGCCUGCAAAUACUUAUGUAACAGGGAAAACUGAAAACAGUAUAUGCACAUUCCAAAAACAGUUUGAAAGUAAUAAAAGAUUUGCUGAAAAUGACAAAGAACUAUCAAAAUCUGAACAUGGUGCAAAAGCUGUGGCUGAAAACUUAGAAUCAAACACUGAAACAGCUGAAGACAAACCUAAGUGUAAGGGAAGCCCUAAACUAGCCCCAAAGCCAAUCCCUAGGAGGCCCACUCCAGCCACAAGACCUAGACCCACACCUAGGAAGAGAUUAUCUCUAAACAGGUUGUCAGGGACUGAAGAAAACUUUGAAAAUAUAAUUGAUUCUGAAAAAGUUGAAAAACAGACUGAUGAAAACAAAGUUUCUAAUAACGAAAUUUUGAACAAAAGUGGUGAAAACAAAGGAAGUGACAAAACUGAUGUGAAUGAAAAUGACGUUAAAGCAACAGAAGGAGAUUUAAAUAAUAAAAAUGAUUCUGAUGCGAAAAUAAGGACGGUUGUAUCAGACUCUGGUGAAGAACUACAAUACAGAGCAAUAGAUAGAAGUGUCACCAGGUCCCAGUCUCAUGUUACAGAGCUGGAACCUGAAACAGAGGAACCUACAGUGAUAUUGAGAAAGAAAAUUUCAAGGGAGGAAGAUGUUAGUGAUGAUGAAAUAACUUUAGAACAACUAAAAAGUAUUGAACAUUUAUUAGAAGCCAGUGAUGAUGAAGAUAAUGCUCAUAAAUUUAUGGCAAAAGUAAGUCAUCCUGUAAAUGAAAACGAAAUUGAAAGUAAGCUUGUAGGAGAUGCUGGAGAUUGUAAAAAGGGAAAAGAUGAUGUUUUGAAAGAAGAUAUAGAUAACUUAGACGAUAAAGCUCUUCUUGAGCCAACAUCUUUGUUGAAUGAAAUUGAAGACAUUCUUACAAGAAGUUUUAAACAUUCAUCCUUGACAAGGUCAGGAUCAUCACCAGAGAAAAAAUCAUCACCAUAUCUGCUAAAUAAUGGAGUAUCGUUAGGUAGAGCAGAAAGAUCAAAAUCAGUUGAUUCUCAGAGUACGACUCCAGUAAGGCCACCAAGACCAAAGAGAGAACAGAAGAAGUUACGGUCUAUGAGUCAAGUGAUGUAUGACUCUUGUGGAAGUGACACUGAAUCUUUACCAGAUCUUUCCCGAAACAGGGACGGAUCAUUUAAUUCAAACUGUGUAAAUAUUUCUUUGACUCUUGGAAAGGCAAAGCCUCACCCACCAAAGCCUAAAAGGCACAAGUUGUUAAAAGUUCAAAGAAGUCAGUCCGAUGUUACUGCCAUGAAGUCUGUUGUAGAUAGACUAGAUACAAGUGAUUCAAAAUCACCUCGUCGUGGGCGGAUGGUGUCAGAAAGUGAUCAUUCCAAGAACAAAAAGAGUUCCUCACCAAGUAAUGCUGAUGGGAAAACAAGGCAGAUUUCUUGGCGGAAAAACCGCCCAACACGAAAGGCUCCCCCACCUCCUCAAAAAAUACCACCUUUACAUGUCACACCAGCUUCACCAGGGAUCACGCUGGAUUCUGUGGUUCCUCUUGAUUCUAGAGUGAAAUCAAUGCAGUUGAGCAAGGAACCAAAUGAUCAGAAGAAGAAACAUCUUACAGCAUUACAAGAUACUACAGGAUCAUUCUAUCACUCAAUAAGUGAUGGUGAUAUUGAGUCAUCAGAUGGUGAACAUGACUAUCAGGAUAUUCCGGAUGAACGUGAUAAAAAUAACCACAUUGGUUCUGAAAAUAUAAACAUGAUAAAAAGGAACAUUAAUCGGCAUGAAAAAUCAGCAUCCCCUCCUAAACUACCUCCAAGAAAUCUGAAUAACUCUCAUUCUUUUGAUAAUUCAAGUCUGUCGUCAGCCGGUCAUGACUUUGAUAGUGCAAUAACAGGUGGUGCAAGUUCAACUGAGGACAUGUCUAUAUCAAGUGGAUGUUUUGAUACUGAUGUCACUUCUCCUGGAUUUAAAAACCCACAUUUAAUGAAAUCGUUAUAUCCCAAAACUUCAAGCCCUUGUGUGAAAAACAGAAAGACAGGAAGUGAUGAAAAUAUACUUUCUUCUGGACUGGGUCCUAGUAAUUCCUCUCUGUCUGACAGUGCUGAGGAAAAGAAAAAGCGACCAGUCAGUGGAUGUAGUGUACAGUCUGACAGUUGGUCUGGAAGUCAUGAAGCGGAACAGUCUUCAUCGGAUUCUGACCUAGAUGAUGAGGAGAAGAUAACAAGGAAGAAAGAGAAGAAGUUGUUCCUUAUUGCUCAAGAGAUUGUAUCAUCUGAAAAUGUAUUUGUUGAUGUGCUUAGACUUCUCAAUGUGGAUUUUCGGCUACACAUAUCUAAAGCAACAGAGAAAAAUGGCCGCCCUGUGAUACCAAAUGAGAUGUUGAAUAGAAUACUGGACUAUCUACCACAAUUACAGAUCUUCAAUGAAGGCCUGCUCAAAGAUUUAGAAGAAAGGCUUAAAACAUGGGAGGAGAGGAAGGGCAUAGCUGAUAUAUUUGUAAAGAAGGGACCAUUCUUGAAGCUGUUUUCUUCCUACAUCCGAGACUUUGAGACUAUAACAUCAACACUUGAUGAAGCUUUGAAGAAAUACCCAGUGUUCCAAGCUUCUGUCAAAGAGUUUGAGUUAAGUCCAAGAUGUGCCAGUCUAGCAUUGAAACACUACAUGUUAAAACCCAUACAGAGAAUACCUCAGUACAGGCUGCUUCUUCAAGAUUACAUGAAACACCUAUCCCAGGACAGUCCAGAAAUGAAAGACAUGCAAACUGCCUUGGCUAUUGUAAGUGAGGUUGCCACACAUGCAAAUGAAAAUAUGCGACAUGAGGACUAUGUACAGAAGAUGUUAGAAAUUCAGAGGUCAUUGAUUGGUCAGUUUGAGGUUAUCAAACCAGGAAGGAUUUUUCUGAAAGAAGGAGAACUAAUGAAGUUGUCAAGAAAAGAAAUGCAGCCUAGAUACUUCUUUCUUUUCAAUGAUGUGUUGCUGUAUACAACUCCGGUUGCUACGGGAUACAGACUCAACAAUGUUCUACCACUGGCUGGAAUGAAGGUGUCUGUAGCGGCACAAGAUGAAUAUAAGAUGGAGUUCAGUAUAAUAUCUGUACAACGUUCAUUCACUUUACAUGGGACCACUCUCGAGGAACGGGAUGAUUGGAUCACAGCGCUGAAUGCAGCGAUAGAGGAAAAUGCCCUGAAAAGGAACACCUUCGAGGCAGUUAGAGCCGGGGCUCAGUUUUGGGAGGAGCAUUUACAAAAGUCCUGGGAUACUUAUCAGGCAUUAUUGGACAAAGAUUUUGUUCUGGGACACAAAGCACCAUUGUGGAUACCUGAUGCAAGAGUCACCAUGUGCAUGUUAUGCACAUGUGAAUUUACUGUAACCUGGAGACGCCACCACUGCAGAGCUUGUGGAUGGGUUGUGUGUGGAAAUUGUUCUGACUGCAAGGCACCUCUGAGAUAUCUAAAAUAUAAAUCUGUGAGAGUUUGUGAUAAAUGCUUUAAAACUUUGGAAGCUGCGGCUGAAAAUGAGAAAGACGAGGAAGAUGGAGGAAAUUUACUCAGUCUGAAUGGACUUUUUGAGAGAUUCCAGAAGAUACGACGCAGCGGCCGAACAGAAAAGAAAAUAGGUGUCAGACCUGAGAGAUUAAAGGAGGUAUCAGCGACGGACCAGGGAGCCUCAAUGAGUGGCUAUUUACAGAGAUGGCAUAAAGGCAAGAAAUGGAAGAAGAAAUGGUACCUCAUCAAAGAUAUGGUCCUGUACACCUUCAAGGCUACUCAGGACACUGCAGCAGCAGACAGUAUGGUGUUGCUCGGAUACGAGGUCAGCAGGUUCACAGAUUAUUUUGAAGGAGUUGAGGCGGACUUGUUGUUCCAGCUGUCUCAUGCUAAUACAGAUCCAGUUGUGUUCAGGACUGACAGUCCUACUGCCACAGAAAAAUGGGUCACUGUGAUGAGAGAAUCAACAGUUGCUUGAUAAUAGUACCAUUUAAGAAGCUAAAAAAAAAAUGGGCACUAAACAUAUACAGGUUGCAUUGAGUGGAAUAAUUCUUCCUGUGCAGAAUGGGACUGUUAAUGUGCUGUAUGUGAUGAAAUUAUAGGGAUAAAUAUGAAACCUUGAAUAAGUAGUACAACAUUCGUGUGGAAUCUUGUCAUGAACCGUACAUUAAAGAUGGCAUGCAAUCUUGUCAUGAACUGUACAUUAACCAUGGGGUUGAAUCUUGUCAUGAACUGUAUGUUAAUGAUGGCAUGAAAUAUUGCCAUGAACUGUACAUGUACAUUAAUAAUGACAUGAAAGAUUGUCAUAAACUGUUCAUUAAUGAUGGCGUGGAAUCUUGUUAUGAACUGUUCAUUAUGAUAGCGUGGAAUCUUGUCAUGAACUGUACGUUAACGAUGGCGUGGAAUCUUGUCAUGAACUGUACGUUAACAAUGGCGUAGAAUCUUGUCAUGAACUGUACGUUAACAAUGGCAUUGAAUCUUGUCAUGAACUGUACGUUAACAAUGGCGUAGAAUCUUGUCAUGAACUGUACAAAGUCUGCCCAUAAUCUGUACAUUAAGAUUGGCAGGAAGUCUUGUCAUAAACUUUACAUAAUGAUGGUGUGAAGUCUUGUCAUGAACUACAAGUAAACAGUGGCAUGAAUUCGAGCCAUAAUUUUUAUGUUAAUAGUGGCAAACUGGUAGGUAUGUAGGAAAAACUAAUUACUGAAACAUUUCAUAGAAAAUAUUUUGUGUUGAUGAGAUAUAAUGUUAAUGUAAUAAUGAUACAUACAUAUGUUUAAAUCUUUGUUGACUGUUAUUAAAUUCCUUUUCUGUUAUGGACUUUGUUACAAAAAAGUGUUUUGAAAGGACCAAGUGUUUGUUUAGAGCCAGUAUAGCAUUUUCUUUGAAAGGAACUUUAAAACAUCGGAAUUUUUGAUCCAGAAACAUUUUUGGAGAAAAUCCAUGAAUUUCGAAAAAAAAAAAGAAUUUGAUAAUGUUACCUUAAGAUAUUCCAUUAAAAUGAGUUUUGAUACGGUAGUUUUUGAUUAUGUACAAUUGGAAUGAAUAUUAGAGAAUUGAUUUAUUACAGUGUAAAUAUAUUUCACACUGUGAGCUUUCAUACAGAUGAUCUAGAUGUAGUGUUCUAGAAUUAACAUUCAAAUUGAUGCUGCGAUUUUUUUUUCAAAAAGGCAAGUUUAUAUAAAGUGUCAAUCACUCAGCAUGGUGGUCUAGAGUUUAAACUCUACUUAGUUUCAAACUAUACCCUUUUUAUAUGAGUAUUUUUUGUCUGUAUAUGUUUUAGCAUGAAUGGAUUAAAAUAAGCUCCAAGCUAUUGAGCUUGAUUAAGAUAAAAGAAAUUAAGGUUGUGAUUUUAAGUGAGGAAGAAAUGGUACAAUAUAUAUUUGUAUGAAACACUUAUUACUGAUAUAACUGGCUACAGUAUUCCAAUUGUGAACAGCAUAUGCGUUUCCAAGUAAGCGAAUAACAUAAAACUUUCAGAGCAUAUAUUUCAACCAGCAGAGUAUUAUUUUAUGAAAUAAAAAGAAAAUAAAUAUUUUUCAAAAACAUUACAUUUUGAGAAUGUCAAAAUGAUACUUUCCACAUGCACACUGAUAUUUGGAAUGGAAUUAUACAAACUUUUAUUUUUUUCAAUUCCAUUUUUAGCUCACCUGAGCACGAAGUGCUCAAAGGUGAGCUUUAGUGAUCACCCUGUGUCCGGCGUCCGUCGUCGUCCGUCGUCCGUCCGUCCGUCGUCAACAAUUUGACUGUUAACACUCUAGAGGUCACAUUUUUGACCCAAUCUUAAUGAAACUUGGUCAGAAUGUUACCCUCAAUAAAAUCUUGGACGAGUUCGAUAUUAUGUCAUCUGGGGUCAAAAACUAGGUCAUCAGGUCAAAUCAAAGGAAAAGCUUGUUAACACUCUAGAGGUCACAUUUUUGGCCCAAUCUUAAUGAAACUUGGUCAGAAUGUUACCCUCAAUAAAAUCUUGGACGAGUUCGAUAUUAUGUCAUCUGGGGUCAAAAACUAGGUCAUCAGGUCAAAUCAAAGGAAAAGCUUGUUAACACUCUAGAGGUCACAAUUUUGGCCCAAUCUUAAUGAAACUUGGUCAGGAUGUUACCCUCAAUAAAAUCUUGGACGAGUUCGAUAUUGGGUCAUCUGGGGUCAAAAACUAGGUCACCAGGUCAAAUCAAAGAAAAAGCUUGUUAACACUCUAGAGGUCACAUUUUUGGCCCAAUCUUAAUGAAACUUGGUCAGAAUGUUACCCUUAAUAAAAUCUUGGACGAGUUCGAUAUUUGGUUAUCUGGGAUCAUAAACUAGGUCACCAGGUCAAAUCAAAGGAAAAGCUUGUUAACACUGUUGAAGCCGCAUUUAUGACUGUAUCUUCAUGAAACUUGGUCAGAUUGUUAAUAUUGAUGAUCUUAAGGUCCAGUUUGAAUCUGGGUCAUGUAGGAUAAAAAACUAGGUCACCAAGCCAAAUCAAAUGAAAAGCUAGUUUACACUAGAGGCCACAUUUAUGACCAUACCUUAAUGAAACUUGGUCAAAUCUUGAUGAUCUAUAGCUCAAGUUCAAAUCUGGGUUAGGUGGGGUCAAAAACUAGGUCACUAGGUCAUAUCAAAGGAAAAGCUUGUUAACACUCUAGAGGCCACAUUUAUGACUAUAUCUUCAUGAAACUUAGUCAGAAUAUUAAACUUGAUGAUCUUUAGGGCAAUUUUGAAUCUGGGUCAUGUUGGGUCAAAAACUAGGUCACCGGGUCAAAUCAAAGGAAAAGCUAAUUAACACUGUAGAGGCCACGUUUAUGACCAUAUCUUAAUGAAACUUGGUCAGAAUGUUAAUCUUGAUAAUCUUUAGGUCAAGUUUAAAUCUGGGUCAGAUGGAGUCAAAAACUAGGUCACUAGGUCAUAUCAAAGGAAAAGCUUGUUAACACUCUAGAGGCCACAUUUUUGACUAUAUCUUCAUGAAACUUAGUCAGAAUGUUAAACUUGAUGGUCUUUAGGUCAAGUUCGAAUCUGGGUCAUGUCGGGUCAAAAACUAGGUCACGGGGGUCAAAUAAAAGGAAUAGUUAGUUAACACUUUAGAGGCCACAUUUAUGACCAUAUCUUAAUGAAACUUGGUCAGAAUGUUAAUCUUGAUGAUCUAUAGGUCAAGUUUAAAUCUGGGUCAGGUGUGUUAAAAAACUAGGUCACUAGGUCAAAUCAAAGGAAAAGCUUGUUAAGACUCUAGAGGCCAGAUUUAUGACUGUAUCUUCAUGAAACUUAAUCAGAAUGUUAAUCUUGAUGAUCUUUAGGUCAAGUUCGAAUCUGGGUCAUGUGGGGGCAAAAACUAGGUCACCGGGUCAAAUCAAAGGAAAAGCUAGUUAACACUUUAGAGGCUACAUUUAUGACCAUAUCUUAAUGAAACUUGGUCAGAAUGUUGAUCUUGAUGAUCUUUAGGUCAAUAGGUCAGGUGAGCGAUACAGGGCCUUCAUGGCCCUCUUGUUCUUUUUUCAACUGAAAAACCUGUUUUUUUCACUAUAUUUUCAAUUUCUAUUGUAAUUCUACUGUUUUAGGAAGAUAAUUUGAAGAAAUAAAACAUAUUAAAACUUAUCAGCAUUAACAAAAUAUGAUAAUAUUUACAUAUUUGGAAUUUCAUGCCCAUUUCAAUAAUGAUGGUCUUGUUACAAGAACUACAAACUGGCUUGUGUAGAGUCUAGUGGUUUACUGUAUAUAGCAGUUUUGUUCAGUGUAUAUGAUAGACAGACAGUUGCUUAAGUCCAGUAGCAGGUUCAUUAUUAUACAUUGAUACCAGAAUUUAUUGCAUGUCUCAUUUCAUUCCAGUGAUAUAUAACAGGCAUAACCUGGCUUACAUUUUGCUCAUAUCCUUUAUAUCAAAAUGUCAUUGUUACAGCGAAAUGUAUACUUAAUGUAUUUUUCACAACAUAUUUAUUAUCAUUUUUAGCUCCACUAUUCGGAGAAUAGGGGUGCUAUUCUACUCGCCCCAUCGUCGGCGUGAGCUUUCUUGGUUAAAGUUUUCCGGCAACCUUUGUUUUUCUUUGUUACUAUUGCUUAUAUCUUGCUGUAACUUCACAUUAACAUUGUUCAGCAUGCAAACAAAGUAUGUGCAGGGGCUGGGCCCAUUAUACCCAAGGUCAAGGUCACCAAGGUGUUAUACUUAGGUGUUAUUUUUUAGGUUAAAGUUUUUCGGCAACCUUUGUUUUUAGCCCACCGUGGUCCGUCGUCCUUCCGUCCGCCAAUUUCUCGUUAUCGCAUCUCUUCAGAAACUAAUAGGGGGAGUUUGAGUAAACUUUGUCAGAAUGAUGUAUUGGUACCCUAGUUGUGUCCCUCUGAAAAUCAGACUGGUUUAACAAUUUUUGAGUGAGUUAUGGCCCUUUGUUUAUUUUUAUAAUUUACAUAGAUUUAUAUAGGGAAAAACUUUGUAAAUCUUCUUGUCCAAAACCACAGGGCCUAGGGCUUUGAUAUUUGGUAUGUAGCAUCAUCUAGUGGUCUCUACCAAGAUUUUUCAAAUUAUCUCCCUAGGGUCAAAUAUGGCUCCACCCCGGGGGUCACAUGGUUUAUAUAGACUUAUAUAGGGAAAAACUUUGAAAAUCUUUUUGUCCAAAACAACAGAGCCUAGGGCUUUGAUAUUUUGUAUGCGACAUCAUCUAGUGGUCCUCUACUAAGAGUGUUCAAAUUAUUCCCCUGGGGUCAAAUAUGCCCCCCCCCCCCCCCGGGGGUCACAUGGUUUACAUAGACUUAUAUAGGAAAAACUUUGAAAAUCUUCUUGGCCAAAACCACAAAGCCUAGGGCUUUGAUAUUUGUAAUGUAGCAUCAUCUAGUAGUUCUCUACCAAUGUUGUUCAAAUUAUCCCCCUAGGGUCAAAUAUGGCCCUGCCCUGGGGGUCACAUGGUUUAUAUAGACUUAUAUAGGGAAAAACUUUAAAAAUCGUCUUCGUCUUUUCAAAUUCAAAUUUGGACCACAUGUAUAGUUUUGAGUGGCUAGAUGUACCUUGACAUGAGUUGUCCUUGAUCUUGACCUAGUGACCUACUUUCACAUUUCUGUAGCUACAGCCUUCAAAUUUGGACCACAUGCAUAGGUUUGUGUACCAAAAUAAACUUUGACCUUGACAUUGACCUAGUGACCUACUUUCACAUUUUUGAAGGUACAGACAAGUAUUAUAGUUUUGUGUUCCGAAAUGAAAUUUGACCUUGAUUUUGACCUAGUGACCUACUUUCACACUUCUCAAGCUACAGCCUUUAAAUUUGGACCACAUGCAUAGUUUUGUGUACCGAAAUGAACUUUGACCUUGAGAUUGACCUAGUGCCCUACUUUUACAUUUCUCAGGCUACAGUCUUCAAACUUGGACCACAUGCAUAGUUUUGUGUUCUGAAUUGAAAUUUGAUCUUGAUUUUUACCAAGUACCUACUUUCACAUUUCUCAGGCUACAGCCUUCAAAUUUAAAGCACAUGCAUAGUUUUGUGUACCGAAAUGAACUUUGACCUUGAAAUUGAUCUAGUGACAUACUUUCACAUUUCUCAAGCUACAACUUCUAAAUUUGGACCACAUGCAUGCGCCACAUGCACAGUUUUGUGUACCGAAAUGAACUUUGACCUUGAUUUUGACCUUGCGCUAGUCUUGAAAUUUGGAACUUUCAAAAAUGGCUCAAUGGUGGGCGCCAAGAUCACUCUGUGAUCUCUUGUUCUGUCAUAUCUUUGUUACCAUUGCUUAUAUCUUACUGUAACUUCACAUAAACAUUAUCCAGCAUACAAACAAAGUAUGUGCAGGGGCUGGGCCUAUUAUACCUAAGGUCAAGGUCACCAAGGUGUUAUACUUAGGUUAUUUUUAAGGUUAAAGUUUUUCGGCAACCUUUGUUUUUCUGUCAUAUCUUUGUUACUAUUGCUUAUAUCUUACUGUAAGUUCACAUAAACAUUGUCCAGCAUACAAACAAAGUAUGUGCAGGGGCUGGGCCCAUUAUACCCAAGGUCAAGGUCACCAAGUUGUUAUACUUGGAAUUAUUUUCAUGUUAAAUUUUUUCGAAAGCUUCGUUUAUAGACAUAUCUUUGGUACUUUAAAAGAUAAUGACUUGAAAUUAAAAAUAUUUCUUUAUAAUCAUCAUCUGCAUGUGUGGUUACAAUCCCUAUGACUCUAAUUGUAUUUUUGACAGAAUUAUGCCCAUUUCAUACUUUUUUUGGCAAUCUUUGCUUUCUGGAUAUACAAUGAAACCUGUCUAUAAAGACCACGCUUGGGAGAGCCAAAAUGUGGUCUUUAUUGGGAGGUGGUCUUUAUUCACAGGUUAUAAUACACUGUAAAUGUUAAAAUGGGAAACAAAACAUGUGGUCUUUAGAGCCAGGUGCUUUCUGUUCAGAGGUGGUCUUUAACACAGGUUUGACUGUAACUUUAGUACAAUAUAAGAUAAUGACUUGAAACUUAAAUGUAUCUUUAUCAUCAUCAUCUGCAUGUGUGGUAACAAUCCCGAUAACUCUGAUUUGUAUUUUUGACCAAAUUAUGCCCCUUUCAUACUUAAAUUUUUUUACAAACUUCGUUUUCUGGACAUAACUUUGGUACUAUAUGUAUAUAAAUUGAUUCAUUUUACUGUCAAAUCGCCGAAUAGUGGAGCACGCUGUCUUACGGACAGCUCUUGUUAGAUGUAAUUAUCAAAUUCUUUGCAUACUUUGUAGUUAAUGGAAAUGGUAUAACUUGUGUUGUACAGAUGGACUGUGUAUAAUAAAGAAACUAGAGUAGUUCAUGUAUAUCUUACACUUUAACAUCAUCAUACAAUUCUGUAUCUUUACUAUUAGGUAAUUUAAUAUUGUUCUAUACAAGAUGAUGAAAUAUAUUUGGAUUAUAGGGUUAUUUUUCCAAAAAAAGGGAAAACAGUAGAGGGGGACAUGAUUUCCUCUCAGCAAGUAUUUAUUAAUGUUGAUGUCACAUGCAAAUACUUUUAUUGGCAAUGAAAUCUAUUUGGAAUCUAUUGGACAGUCACAUGGUACAGAUGCGAAGCCCUAAUUAGAAGAGAAAUUAGGUUCAGAGUAACAAUUUAUACUGUACGGGCAGUAGGCAAUGGUUUUAUUGGGAAAAAUGUGUACUUUGACUUUAUAUGCAACAUUUGUUUCAUAUCCUUCAUGAAUUUGAGGGAGAAUUUAUUAUUGAAUUUCAUUUUCCAAUUUAUGCUCUCAGAUCCUACAAUAUCCAAGUUAUUGUAUUUAACUUGUAAAGUGUAGCCUGGACCUUUUGUAUGGUUGAAUUUUUUUAUAUUUAGGUUUAUGGUCCCUUAAAAUUCAAAGCAUAUGAUUUGAACAUAAAUUGCCCAAUUAAAAUGCACAGUUUUGUUGUUAGAUGUUUAACUGAGAAUAAAAACUAAAAUUACAACACUGUUAGUGAUGGUAAUUUUCAGGAUUCAUUUUUGUCUCACCCACUUUUAGUGGAAGCGAGACUAAGCGAUCAAAAUUCCGGAGGCAGCGGCACAACAGAGUCAACAAUUGGGAAUAACUCAAAAACUGUUACAUAUAUUUCUUUUACACCUUGUAGGAUGAUUUAGAAACUAAUUUUACACCCCAUGGCAAGUCCUGGCCCCCUAGUGAACUUGACCUUGAAGAAAUUAGCAUUUUUAGCUCGACUAUUCAAAGAAUAGGUAGAGCUAUUGGAAUCGCCCAUGCAUCGGCGUCCUGAUUUGGUUAAGUAUUUGUAUGUAAGCUGGUAUCUUAGUAACCACUUGUGGGAAUAGAAUGAAAUUUCACACACUUAUUUACUGUGAUAAAUUGACUUACACUGCACAGGUUCCAUUUCUUUAUUUUGCUUUUUUGCAAAAUUAUGCCCCUUUUUCGACAUAGAAAUGUUUGGUUAAGGUUUUUGUUGAGCCCGCUUGCGGAUGCGAAGACAUAGUUGUCCAAAUGGCUGUUCGGUGUAUGUGCGUCCGUCCGGAUUAGUUUGUCCGGACCAUGACUUUGACAUGCAUGGAGCAAUCUUGUUUAUAUUUGGCAUGAAUGUUAACCUCAGUGAGACGGAGUGUCAUGCGCAAACCCCAGGUUCCUAUCUCAAAGUUCAAGGACACAGUUACAGGUCAAAGGUCAAAUUCAAAAAUGACUUUGUCCGGAGCAUUUCUUCUUCAUGCAUGGAGGGAUUUUGAUGUCGCUUGGCACAAAUGUUCACCACCAUGAGGCGAAGUGUCAUGCGCAAGAACCAGGUCCCUAGGUCUAAGGUCAUGGUCACACUUAGAGGUCAAAAGUCAGAUACAAGAAUGACUUUGUCUGGAGCAUUUCUUUUUGAUGCAUAGAGGGAUUUUGAUGUAACUUGGCACAGUUGUUCAUCAUCAUGAGACGGAGUGUCAUGCGCAAGAUAUUAGAAUUACUUCCCUUUGUUGUUACUAUAAAUAGCUUAUAUUCGUAACUUUUUAUUACUGGUCGUAGGGAAAAAUCGAGACCACUUUUCUGUAGUACAACAUGCAUGUUACAUCCAAUUUUCAGGUGAAUUUUGACCUAUCUCUGCUGGUGAGGAUUUUUAUGUGGACUUAGAAUUUUUUAUUUUUUUUAAGAUUUACGUCCCUUUGUUGUUACUUUAAAUAACUUAUAUUGUAACUUUUUGCAAUCUCUUUUUUUAUUUGGCAUAAAUGUUUGCCUCAAUGAGACAGGGAGUGUCUUGUACAACUCCCAGUCCUUUUGACAGCUGGCAGGCUCGACAUGUUGCCCAUGGGCAUCUAGUAUAUGUAAGCUGAUAUCUCAGUACCCACUAAUGGGAAUGGAUUGAAACUUCACACACUUGUUCACUGUCAUGAUCUGACAUGCAUUACACAGGUUCCAUAACUCUACUUUGCAUUUUUACAAAAUUAUGCCCCUUUUUUGACUUAGCAGUUUUUGGUUAAGUUUUUGUAUGUAAGCUCAAUACCUACUAAUGAGAAAGGAUUGAAACUUCACACACUUGUCCAUUGUCAUGAGCUGAUAUGCACAGGUUCCAUAACCCUGUUUUGCAAUUUUACAGAAUUAUGCCCCUUUUUCGACUUUUGUAUUCAUUCAGUUGACGAGGCUGUUGAAUAGUGGAGCAUUGCUGUCCUCCGACAGCUCUUGUUUAGAUCUUUUUGACGUCUUUGGAAAUUCACAAAAAUGACAAUGUCUCAAAAAACGUUACAUAUAUUGCUUUGAAACCUUGUAGGAUGGUUCAAAAACUCAUUUUACAACCCCAUGGUGAGUCCUGACCCCCUGGUGACCUUAACCUUGAAAAAUUUAACAUUUUUUAGAUCUUUUUGACACCAUUGAAAAUUCACAAAAAUUAUAAUGUCUCAAAAACCGUUACACAUAUUGCUUUGAAACCUUGUAGGAUGGUUCAAAAACUCAUUUUACACCCCCAUUUUGAGUCAUGGUCCCCUAGUGACCUUGACCUUGAAGAAAUCAGCCUUUGAAAAUUAACAAAAAUGAAUUUAAAAAAAAAAUGUUACAGAUAUAGCUUUGAAACUUUGGAAGAUGGUUUUAAAACUCAUUUUGCACCUAUUUCAUGAGUCAAAGCUCCUGUGGGUGAGACAUUUUCAGGCAGUGGCCUUGUCUUAAUAAUUUCUUUCACGAAAAUCAUAAAUGACCCAUAUUAAGGGCUUUUUAAGAGAAGCACAUAACUUCUUCUUGUUUCUGUAAAGAAGACUUUUAAAAAUGGCAGCCUGUUACAGCUUCCUGCUGAGUUUGAGGCCUUGACCUUUGGCUUGCAGUCACUGUUCUUACCACUAAACAAUAGAGGACACUACUGUAAAGAAAGAUGGGUUUUGCUUCUUGAAAAGAUUUUUUUAUGACCUACACAGAUUUUCUGCCUGCUGCAGUGUGGUUAACCUUGCUGAAAACAGAAAGGCCUCAAAUAUUCAUGUUCCAUCUUUGUACUUUUAACUCAUAAUAAUUUGAAAUUACUGUUUUAAGAGUUAUGAUUCUUUCACUUCCAUUCCAUUUUAGUACAUGUAUGUUUAUAAUUAUUGCACUGUAUUAUGAGAUAUUCUGCACUCAGUCUAGUUUUUCAUGUAUGAAAACAUUGCUAUGUUGGCCUACACUGAUGCAUCACUUGGUUUCAACUGUUGUGAAGUAUACUGAAGUUUUGGAUGACCAUUGUAGAAGUCAACAAUUUUCUGAAAACUUUUCUAAAAUCAUUCAUAUUCCACCUGUAUUUAACAUGCAUGCUGUAAAAGCAGAAAUUUUUGGGAGGGUUUAAUUUUGCCAUAUUCGCAAGGCCCUACAUCUCGCAAAAAUUAAUCAUCGCAUAAAUAUUCACCAGAAGUAUAAUUCGAAUUAAAGUAUGAUACUAUUUUUACAAUUUUACGAAUAUUAAACCUUGCGAAUACACUCAAAAUAUCAAAUGCGCGAAAUUUUGACCCAGCGAAAAUAUGUGCUUUUACAGUAGAUAAAGUGAUAACUGGCUGAUGUACAGACAAAAAUAUUGGGUGUAGACAGGAUCAAGUCAGUUGGUGUUGGCUUCCUUGGUGGACUAAUCCUUAUACAAGGACAACAGAAAGAAGAGGAAAUUGAUUUUUAACCAAUCAAACUGACAGAAAAUGUAAAUUUACCUUUCUUCAUUUUACCAGUUUUGACAAAUUUAAAGUGUUUUUGCAAGUUCAGUCAUGGUUCAUGCAGGUGACCGACAACUUUGCUAGGUGUAACAGGAAUUGUCAACAAAUAACUUUGACUGCUUUAUCUUGUAUAGUUGAAUUUGCCUGUAGGCUCGGUGUGUCCAAUGUAUGACCUCUUGAUAGGCAAGAUCAUAGAGAUUAUUUGUAAAAUUGAUUGAAAUGAAAAAGAAAUGCAUAUAUAUAUGCAAUGCAGAAAUUAGUGUUCAGACAUGCCGUCUUCUAUUUUCAGUCUGUCAUAUAGCAAACAAUAUCAUUGUUUAAUAGCUUUGACAUUAUUUGGAAAAUUUAUGUUUCCAUUCCAUUUCAGUAAAUGGGCCGUUCCAUUAGAAUACCUGUAUUAGUGACAUGAUAUAAUUAUUGCAUAAUAAGUAGUUUAAAAUGUUUUCCUUAUGUUCAUACAGAAACUAGAAACAAGAAUGGUGCAAUACAGUUAUCUAAGGGAAAUCAAAUCAUAUCAUAUUUUACAACUAAAUGUUAUUUGUGUUGUCAUGACAAUGGAUAUUCCAAAGCACCCAUGCAUUAUGAAAAUAUAGAGGUAUGUAGAUAAAAGGCCUGUGAUAAAACCAAAAAUAUACUGUUAAGUUAUUUUUCAGUAAAAUCAUUUUACACUGUUCCCAAAUAUUGUUAGUAAGUGAUACACAAACUUUGUUGCAUUAAUGAUUUGAAAAAUACAUGCCAUGCAUGGCACCGUCAUACUGUUCAAUGACAUUCUUACACGUCACAUCUCAAAAUGCCUUUGAUGACUUACUGAAAAACAUUGUAACUCUUGAAAUAGUGAAGAUAAUUACUUCCAAUUUUCAGAUUUGAAAGGUAUGAGAAUGUUCUUAAGUUUAUGAAUAUUGUGUUAUCUCAAUUUUGAUUUUUUUGUCACUAAUACACGUUUUCUCAUAUAUAUUUUGAUCCUAUUGCUGAAAAUUCAUGUUAUUAAAGCCAGUUUGCUAACUUAGUUCAUUCAACAUUGUACAGGAUCUCUCAACCAAUCAGUUCUGCUGUAACUUUCUGUAAGGUGUUGUACAUUACAGAAUAUAUUUGCAUUUUUUUUCACAUUUAAUAUUGUAAUUUUUUUUCAGAAUUUGUAUAUAUUUUAUGUAUACAUGCUGUUUACAUUUAUGUAUGGAAAACUGAUAUAGUGCAAUAGGUGUCUCCUUUUUGUUACUGUGUAAACGUGUAUAAAUUAUAUUGUUAUAUUAAUUGACCUGUGUAUUUUCUCACCUUGUUAAAACUCAUUUUACAAAUUAUCAAAAUGGAGCUUCCACAAUUAUACAUGAAAUAAAAGGAGUAAUAAAAGAGAAAAUGUCA